UCUUCCUACUCCUGUCCUUCAGAAAUUUCACUGGCUUGCUUACCUACAGCAUUCAAGAUUCAUGGAACCAGCAAAUCAGGAAUUCCAAUCUACCUGAUUUUACCCACCGAGUUUUGCCAGGCUCUCCGCAGAUGACCUAAUCUCUACUUCUCUUGCUGAGAAAACCAGGAGCGCUUCUCAUUCCAGAGAAUCUGUGUAUCCUAGUUCCUGGUUGCUGCUCCUUGCUUUAAUCUACCAAGCUCAGAAAUACUAGCCACCUGCUUCCUCGUCACCACGUACCACAAUGAGCUGCAACGUGCUCCUCUUUGGACUACCUGCCUUGGGAAUCUAUGCGCUGGUAUCUCACUGUCUUCGGAAGAAGCCACAUCUACUUCACAAACCGCGCAGGUUUCCCGUUCGAUGCUUGCAUGUCUCCCACAGGGGUGGUGCUGGAGAGCAGAUUGAGAACACUUUGGGCGCCUUUAAAAAUGCACUGAGCCAGGGGACAAACCUGCUUGAACUCGAUUGCCACAUAACCAAAGAUGGGAUUGUGGUUGUGUCCCAUGAUGAAAAUCUGAAACGCCAGACAGGGCACAACGUUGAUAUCAGCCUCACAUACUAUAAGGAUUUGCCACAUUAUCAGUCUUCUCUGGAGGUGACAUUUUCUCCAGGGAGCUUCGCCUCUGGCACUGAUCAUCAGAUUCCUCGUUUGGAAGAGGUUUUUGAGCAGUUCCCUUCAGUCCCGAUUAACAUUGAAAUUAAAGAGGAUAAUGAUGAGCUCAUUAAUAAGGUAGCACAUCUUGUCCAGACAUACCAUCGUUCCCACAUCACCAUCUGGGCCUCCAUCCAUGAUGGAACACUUAAAAAAUGCCACAAAGCUAAUAAAGACAUGCCCUACAUCUUCUCCAAGAAGAGAGUCAUCGUCAUGCUUUGUCUCUGGUAUCUUGGACUCCUGCCCUUCUGCCCUCUGAAGGAAUCGUUCCUUGAAUUCGUGCUGCCCUCGAUCAUAAACAGGACUUAUUUUCCAGUGAAAAAGGGAAGACUUGGAUCACUACUGGCAAAAUUUACCACCAAGGUGGCAAUGCAUAAACAGCUGUUCAAACAUCUGGAAGACAGAGGAAUACAAGUUCUUCUUUGGGUUUUGAAUGAAGAAAAAGAGUUUGAAGAAGCCUUUAGCUAUGGAGUCUCCGGAAUCAUGACUGACUACCCAACUCUCCUUCGACAUUACCUGAAUGCUCACCCGCCACCACCUUCCCUUGCAUAAAUUGUUACGCUAUUUUAGAAUCAUCGUUGACAUUUCUGGUGGGGAAUGGAGAGAGAAAAAGGAGAUGAAUGUAAAAGAUAGGAAGCUCAAAGUGUAUUUUACCUGUGUAUGCUGUAAUUUUGAAAAAAAAAAUAACAAUUUUGUUACCGGUGUGGGGCAUUUUCAGUAGCUGACUAACAUAUUACAUACUGAAGCAAGGGACUGAAGAUAAUGCGAGGCUAUUGUUUUGCUACAAUCCUGCUUGUAGAACACUGACAUUUUCAUUAUUCACCUCCUGAAUAAUCAGUAGAAAAAGACAAAGGGGGAGGACAAUUCUCUUAUUAACACUCAGCAAAACAAAUAAAGAU
Molecule: messenger RNA, 1590 nt
Organism: Protobothrops mucrosquamatus (brown spotted pit viper)
Lineage: Eukaryota; Metazoa; Chordata; Lepidosauria; Squamata; Viperidae
Product: lysophospholipase D GDPD3
Exons: 10
Coding region: 284-1243 (319 amino acids)
Biological process (GO): glycerophospholipid catabolic process
Cellular component (GO): endoplasmic reticulum membrane
Molecular function (GO): phosphoric diester hydrolase activity; phosphatidylcholine lysophospholipase A1 activity
Source: RefSeq, a predicted model, not a curated record